This is a messenger RNA of Closterium sp. Naga37s-1, 6528 nucleotides long. The record is from the annotation of a GenBank genome assembly. NCBI's taxonomy places the organism in Eukaryota, Viridiplantae, Streptophyta, Zygnematophyceae, Desmidiales, Closteriaceae.
AUGCCUGGUCCAGGAGCUUGCCUGGUCCAGGAGCUUGCCUGGUCCAGGAGCUUUCCUGGUCCAGGAGCUUGCCUGGUCCAGGAGCAUGCCUGGUCCAGCAGCUUGCCUAGUCCAGGAUCUUGCCUGGUCCAUCACCCCGCCCCAUUCUCCCGCAUUCCAUCACCCCGCCCCAUUCUCCCGCUUUCCAUCACCCCGCCCCAUUCUCCCGCUUUCCAUCACCCCGCCCUAUUCUCCCGCUUUCCGUCACCCCGCCCCAUUCUCCCGCUUUCCAUCACCCCGCCCCAUUCUCCCGCUUUCCAUCACCCUGCACCAUUCUCUCGCUUUCCAUCACCCCGCCCCAUUCUCCCGCUUUCCAUCACCCCACCCCAUUCUCCAGCUUUCCAUAACCCCGCCCCAUUCUCCCGCAUUCCAUCACCCCGCCCCAUACUCCCGCUUUCCAUCACCCCGCCCAAUUCUCCCUCCUUCCAUCACCCCGCCCCAUUCUCCCUCCUUCCAUCACCCUGCCCCAUUCUCCCGCUUUCCAUCACCCCGCCUCAUUCUCCCGCUUUCAAUCACCCCGCCCCAUUCUCCCUCCUUCCAUCACCCCGCCCCAUUCUCCCACUUUCCAUCACCCCGCCCCAUUCUCCCGCUUUCCAUCACCCCGCCCCAUUCUCCCGCUUUCCAUCACCCCGCCUCAUUCUCCCGCUUUCCAUCAUCCCGCCCCAUUCUCCCUCCUUCCAUCACCCCGCCCCAUUCACCCUCCUUCCAUCACCCCGCCCCAUUCUCCCUCCUUCCAUCACCCCACCCCAUUCUCCCGCUUUCCAUCACCCCGCCCCAUUGUCCCGCUGUCCAUCACCCCUCCCCAUUCUCCCGCUUUCCAUCACCCCGCCCCAUUCUCCCGCUUUCCAUCACCCCGCCCCAUUCUCUUGCUUUCCAUCAUCCCGCCCCAUUCUCCCGCUUUCCAUCACCCCGCCCCAUUCUCCCGCUUUCCAUCACCCCGCCCCAUUCUCCCUCCUUCCAUCACCCCGGCCCAUUCUCCCUCCUUCCAUCAUCCCGCCCCAUUCUCCCUCCUUCCAUCACCCCGCCCCAUUCACCCGCUUUCCAUCACCCCGCCCCAUUCUCCCGCUUUCCAUCACCCCGCCCCAGUCUCCCGCUUUCCAUCACCCCGCCCCAUUCUCCCGCUGUCCAUCACCCCUCCCCAUUCUCCCGCUUUCCAUCACCCCGCCCCAUUCUCCCGCUUUCCAUCACCCCGCCCCAUUCUCCCGCUUUCCAUCACCCCGCCCCAUUCUCCCGCUUUCCAUCACCCCGCCCCAUUCUCCCGCUUUCCAUCAUCCCGCCCCAUUCUCCCGCUUUCCAUCACCCCGCCCCCUUCUCCCGCUUUCCAUCACCCCGCCCCAUUCUCCCUCCUUCCAUCACCCCGCCCCAUUCUCCCUCCUUCCAUCACCCCGCCCCAUUCUCCCGCUUUCCAUCACCCCACCCCAUUCUCCCGCUUUCCAUCGCCCUGCCCCAUUCUCCCUCCUUCCAUCACCCCGCCCCAUUCUCCCGCUUUCCAUCACCCCGCCCAAUUCUUCAGCUUUCCAUAACCCCGCCCCAUUCUCCGGCUUUCCAUCACCCCGCCCCAUUCUCCCGCUUUCCAUCACCCCGCCCCAUUCUCCCUCCUUCCAUCACCCCGCCCCAUUCUCCCGCUUUCCAUCACCCCGCCCCAUUCUCCCGCUUUCCAUCACCCUGCACCAUUCUCUCGCUUUCCAUCACCCCGCCCCAUUCUCCCGCUUUCCAUCACCCCACCCCAUUCUCCAGCUUACCAUAACCCCGCCCCAUUCUCCCGCAUUCCAUCACCCCGCCCCAUACUCCCGCUUUCCAUCACCCCGCCCAAUUCUCCCUCCUUCCAUCACCCCGCCCCAUUCUCCCUCCUUCCAUCACCCCGCCCCAUUCUCCCGCUUUCCAUCACCCCGCCUCAUUCUCCCGCUUUCCAUCACCCCGCCCCAUUCUCCCUCCUUCCAUCACCCCGCCCCAUUCUCCCACUUUCCAUCACCCCGCCCCAUUCUCCCGCUUUCCAUCACCCCGCCCCAUUCUCCCGCUUUCCAUCACCCCGCCUCAUUCUCCCGUUUUCCAUCAUCCCGCCCCAUUCUCCCUCCUUCCAUCACCCCGCCCCAUUCACCCUCCUUCCAUCACCCCGCCCCAUUCUCCCUCCUUCCAUCACCCCACCCCAUUCUCCCGCUUUCCAUCACCCCGCCCCAUUCUCCCGCUGUCCAUCACCCCUCCCCAUUCUCCCGCUUUCCAUUACCCCGCCCCAUUCUCCCGCUUUCCAUCACCCCGCCCCAUUCUCUUGCUUUCCAUCAUUCCGCCCCAUUCUCCCGCUUUCCAUCACCCCGCCCCAUUCUCCCGCUUUCCAUCACCCCGCCCCAUUCUCCCUCCUUCCAUCACCCUGCCCCAUUCUCCCUCCUUCCAUCACCCCGCCCCAUUCUCCCUCCUUCCAUCACCCCGCCCCAUUCACCCGCUUUCCAUCACCUCGCCCCAUUCUCCCGCUUUCCAUCACCCCGCCCCAGUCUCCCGCUUUCCAUCACCCCGCCCCAUUCUCCCGCUGUCCAUCACCCCUCCCCAUUCUCCAGCUUUCCAUCACCCCGCCCCAUUCUCCCGCUUUCCAUCACCCCGCCCCAUUCUCCCGCUUUCCAUCACCCCGCCCCAUUCUCCCGCUUUCCAUCACCCCGCCCCCUUCUCCCGCUUUCCAUCACCCCGCCCCCUUCUCCCGCUUUCCAUCACCCCGCCCCAUUCUCCCUCCUUCCAUCACCCCGCCCCAUUCUCCCUCCUUCCAUCACCCCGCCCCAUUCUCCCGCUUUCCAUCACCCCACCCCAUUCUCCCGCUUUCCAUCGCCCCGCCCCAUUCUCCCUCCUUCCAUCACCCCGCCCCAUUCUCCCACUUUCCAUCACCCCGCCCAAUUCUUCAGCUUUCCAUCACCCCGCCCCAUUCUCCGGCUUUCCAUCACCCCGCCCCAUUCUCCCGCUUUCCAUCACCCCGCCCCAUUCUCCCUCCUUCCAUCACCCCGCCCCAUUCUCCCGCUUUCCAUCACCCCGCCCCAUUCUCCCACUUUCCAUCACCCCGCCCAAUUCUUCAGCUUUCCAUCACCCCGCCCCAUUCUCCCGCUUUCCAUCACCCCGCCCCACUCUCCCGCUUUCCAUCACCCCGCCCCAUUCUCCCGCUUUCCAUCACCCCGCCCCAUUCUCCCGCUUUCCAUCACCCGGCCCAUUCUCCCUCCUUGCGUCACCCCGCCCCAUUCUCCCUCUUUCCAUCACCCCGCCCCAUUCUCCCGCUUUCCAUCACCCUGCCCCAUUUUCCCGCUUUCCAUCACCCCGCCCCAUUCUCCCGCUUUCCAUCACCCCGCCCCAUUCUCCCUCUUUCCAUCACCCCGCCCCCUUCUCCCGCUUUCCAUCACCCCGCCCCCUUCUCCCGCUUUCCAUCACCCCUGCCCCAUUCUCCCUCCUUCCAUCACCCCGCCCCAUUCUCCCUCCUUCCAUCACCCCGCCCCAUUCUCCCGCUUUCCAUCACCCCGCCCCAUUCUCCCGCUUUCCAUCACCCUGCACCAUUCUCUCGCUUUCCAUCACCCCGCCCCAUUCUCCCGCUUUCCAUCACCCCACCCCAUUCUCCAGCUUACCAUAACCCCGCCCCAUUCUCCCGCAUUCCAUCACCCCGCCCCAUACUCCCGCUUUCCAUCACCCCGCCCAAUUCUCCCUCCUUCCAUCACCCCGCCCCAUUCUCCCUCCUUCCAUCACCCCGCCCCAUUCACCCGCUUUCCAUCACCUCGCCCCAUUCUCCCGCUUUCCAUCACCCCGCCCCACUUUCCAUCACCCCGCCCCAUUCUCCCGCUUUCCAUCACCCCGCCCCAUUCUCCCGCUUUCCAUCACCCCGCCCCAUUCUCCCGCUUUCCAUCACCCCGCCCCCUUCUCCCGCUUUCCAUCACCCCGCCCCCUUCUCCCGCUUUCCAUCACCCCGCCCCAUUCUCCCUCCUUCCAUCACCCCGCCCCAUUCUCCCUCCUUCCAUCACCCCGCCCCAUUCUCCCGCUUUCCAUCACCCCACCCCAUUCUCCCGCUUUCCAUCGCCCCGCCCCAUUCUCCCUCCUUCCAUCACCCCGCCCCAUUCUCCCGCUUUCCAUCACCCCGCCCAAUUCUUCAGCUUUCCAUCACCCCGCCCCAUUCUCCGGCUUUCCAUCACCCCGCCCCAUUCUCCCGCUUUCCAUCACCCCGCCCCAUUCUCCCUCCUUCCAUCACCCCGCCCCACUCUCCCGCUUUCCAUCACCCCGCCCCAUUCUCCCGCUUUCCAUCACCCCGCCCCAUUCUCCCGCUUUCCAUCACCCGGCCCAUUCUCCCUCCUUGCGUCACCCCGCCCCAUUCUCCCUCUUUCCAUCACCCCGCCCCAUUCUCCCGCUUUCCAUCACCCCGCCCCAUUUUCCCGCUUUCCAUCACCCCGCCCCAUUCUCCCGCUUUCCAUCACCCCGCCCCAUUCUCCCUCUUUCCAUCACCCCGCCCCCUUCUCCCGCUUUCCAUCACCCCGCCCCCUUCUCCCGCUUUCCAUCACCCCGCCCCAUUCUCCCUCCUUCCAUCACCCCGCCCCAUUCUCCCUCCUUCCAUCACCCCGCCCCAUUCUCCCGCUUUCCAUCACCCCGCCCCAUUCUCCCGCUUUCCAUCACCCUGCACCAUUCUCUCGCUUUCCAUCACCCCGCCCCAUUCUCCCGCUUUCCAUCACCCCACCCCAUUCUCCAGCUUACCAUAACCCCGCCCCAUUCUCCUGCAUUCCAUCACCCCGCCCCAUACUCCCGCUUUUCAUCACCCCGCCCAAUUCUCCCUCCUUCCAUCACCCCGCCCCAUUCUCCCUCCUUCCAUCACCCCGCCCCAUUCUCCCGCUUUCCAUCACCCCGCCUCAUUCUCCCGCUUUCCAUCACCCCGCCCCAUUCUCCCUCCUUCCAUCACCCCGCCCCAUUCUCCCACUUUCCAUCACCCCGCCCCAUUCUCCCGCUUUCCAUCACCCCGCCCCAUUCUCCCGCUUUCCAUCACCCCGCCUCAUUCUCCCGCUUUCCAUCAUCCCGCCCCAUUCUCCCUCCUUCCAUCACCCCGCCCCAUUCACCCUCCUUCCAUCACCCCGCCCCAUUCUCCCUCCUUCCAUCACCCCACCCCAUUCUCCCGCUUUCCAUCACCCCGCCCCAUUCUCCCGCUGUCCAUCACCCCUCCCCAUUCUCCCGCUUUCCAUUACCCCGCCCCAUUCUCCCGCUUUCCAUCACCCCGCCCCAUUCUCUUGCUUUCCAUCAUCCCGCCCCAUUCUCCCGCUUUCCAUCACCCCGCCCCAUUCUCCCGCUUUCCAUCACCCCGCCCCAUUCUCCCUCCUUCCAUCACCCCGCCCCAUUCUCCCUCCUUCCAUCACCCCGCCCCAUUCUCCCUCCUUCCAUCACCCCGCCCCAUUCACCCGCUUUCCAUCACCUCGCCCCAUUCUCCCGCUUUCCAUCACCCCGCCCCAGUCUCCCGCUUUCCAUCACCCCGCCCCAUUCUCCCGCUGUCCAUCACCCCUCCCCAUUCUCCAGCUUUCCAUCACCCCGCCCCAUUCUCCCGCUUUCCAUCACCCCGCCCCAUUCUCCCGCUUUCCAUCACCCCGCCCCAUUCUCCCGCUUUCCAUCACCCCGCCCCCUUCUCCCGCUUUCCAUCACCCCGCCCCCUUCUCCCGCUUUCCAUCACCCCGCCCCAUUCUCCCUCCUUCCAUCACCCCGCCCCAUUCUCCCUCCUUCCAUCACCCCGCCCCAUUCUCCCGCUUUCCAUCACCCCACCCCAUUCUCCCGCUUUCCAUCGCCCCGCCCCAUUCUCCCUCCUUCCAUCACCCCGCCCCAUUCUCCCGCUUUCCAUCACCCCGCCCAAUUCUUCAGCUUUCCAUCACCCCGCCCCAUUCUCCGGCUUUCCAUCACCCCGCCCCAUUCUCCCGCUUUCCAUCACCCCGCCCCAUUCUCCCUCCUUCCAUCACCCCGCCCCACUCUCCCGCUUUCCAUCACCCCGCCCCAUUCUCCCGCUUUCCAUCACCCCGCCCCAUUCUCCCGCUUUCCAUCACCCGGCCCAUUCUCCCUCCUUGCGUCACCCCGCCCCAUUCUCCCUCUUUCCAUCACCCCGCCCCAUUCUCCCGCUUUCCAUCACCCCGCCCCAUUCUCCCGCUUUCCAUCACCCCGCCCCAUUCUCCCGCUUUCCAUCACCCCGCCCCAUUCUCCCUCUUUCCAUCACCCCGCCCCAUUCUCGCGCUUUUGUCGGAUACCUUCCUCCUCCUCCUCUCCUCUCCCCCUUCUGCUCUUGUCCAAUCGUCCCUGUGCUGCAUGCCCUUCUCUCUCCCUCCUGUGGCGUACCACUUCUCAUGUUCCCUUGCUCCGUUCACCUUACUCCGUGGCCUCCCCCUUCUCUGGUGUCCUUGCCUCUGGUUCUCAUGCUGGCUUCCUCUAGCUACUUCUCCUAUGCUCUGUGCUCCUUCACAUACCACGCCUCCUUUCACCUAUCUACAGUUCCUUGCUCGCCAUAUCUCCCUCUGA